UCAGCUAAACUGCACGAGAGCGUCGUACCUGCUUAAAACGAGCCGAGGACGGUGUCAGUCACCGGCAAAGUGACGCUCAGAUACGGAAAGGAAAGAGUUGAGUCGCUUUUCACUGAAGAAAAGACAAAAACCCAAUUUAAAGUGAGUUUUAAGAACAACUGGGAGGAUUUGAGAAGUGAGCACGAGCCGUGAGUGGAACCGUGGCAGAUGUAAGAUGACAUCGAUAAAGGUGGAUUAAACAGCAGGGAUGUUAAAGGGAAUGAUGAAAACAAUAUCUGCACAGUAAGGAGUGACUUUGGAGCCGACAGGAAUGGCUUGAUUUUUCUCACCGGGAGAGCGGCGGGACAACACUGUCAGAGGCGCUCAUGUUUCUGUGGAAGAGAAAGAAAGUUUGCUGCGCUUCACUCGGAUACACUUUCUGAAAGGCAUCGCUGUUGUGACUAUUUUUCACCCCAAGUGGCAGAGCCCGCCAGUUUUUGGUGUCGGCUCGUAACUGUUCACAAUGUCCAAACCCGUGCUAAAGAAAAACCACUGGACCUCCAGAGUGAACGAGUGCUCCGUGUCCAAAGAUGCCCGCGGUGACUUGAAUGUGCCCCUGCGCGGCGGAGCGGAGAACGGGGAGUUUGCCUACAUCGGACAACUUAACGAGGAUGUCGUGGUUUACAAAAAUGGAGCAAUAAAUGAAGGAGACCUGCUGCUGGAGGUGGAGAACCUCUCCAUCUCGGGAUUACCCCUGUACGACGUGCAGACAGUGAUAAAGAACUGCAAAGGUCCCGUCAGGUUGAAAACGGUCAGGCAAGGAAGUAAGCUGAACAAGGACCUGAAACAUUAUCUGAGCCAGCGCUUCCAGAAAUCCUCGCCUGACCACGAACUGCAGCAGACCAUUCGAGACAACCUCUACCGUCACGCCGUGCCUUGUACAACUCGCGCCCCACGUGAAGGAGAAGUUCCUGGUGUGGACUACAACUUCCUCUCAGUGGAGGACUUUCUGGAGUUGGAGAAGAGUGGGACCCUGUUGGAGAUAGGAACAUAUGACGGUAACUAUUAUGGGACGCCCAAGCCACCGGUGCAGCCCCCCGGUGGGAAAGUGAUUAGCAGUAGUGGUAGCAGCGGUGAUGCCCCACUGCCAGACGGGCUCAGCGAUAGCCUGCCGGGCUCGCAGCACUCUACUCCCCGACGCACCAAGUCCUACAAUGACAUGCACAAUGCUGGAAUAGUGCCUGGAGAGCAGCAGCAGGAGGACGACGAGGACCUUCCUGACAUGAACAGUAGCUUUACAGGAGAUUCAAGUGAAUUUGACGAGAUUCAUCACUCAGUGCGCCCCUUCCCCCCCCGCCAGAGUGACCCGCCCUACGUUGGGGGAACCCCCUCCCCACCGGCCCCCCCGGAGGGCCCCCAGCAGACACACUCUCACCUGAGCCAUCCUCCCGCGGAGGAUCCGCUGGGACCUCUGCCUGACAACUGGGAGAUGGCCUACACCGAGAACGGAGAGGUCUACUUUAUAGACCACAAUACAAAGACCACCUCCUGGAUAGACCCUCGGUGCCUGGACAAGCCUCAAAAACCCCUGGAAGAAUGUGAAGAUGAUGAAGGGGUACACACAGAGGAGCUGGACAAUGACCUAGAACUUCCACCAGGAUGGGAGAAAAUAGAUGAUCCAGUGUAUGGGGUCUACUAUGUUGAUCAUAUCAACAGGAAGACCCAGUAUGAGAACCCAGUGUUGGAGGCUAAGAGGCGCAGGCAGCUGGAACAGCAGCAGCCUCAGCAGCCUCAGCCCCAAAGCCAGCAGCCACCCGAAGGUGAGCGCUACAUCCGAGAAUGGAUCGAGGACUCUGCGUUGGCAGGGGCCCCCCUGGCCAGCUAUGCUGCCAACCACCAGGAGACCUACAGGGAGCCUGGGACAGGACCUCCGGUGCCCAACGCGAUGGGACAAAAACGAGGGAAGCCUUUCUUUACUCGAAACCGAUCCGAGCUGAAGGGGACUUUCAUCAACACCAAGCUGAAAAAGAGUCGCCGAGGGUUCGGUUUCACUGUUGUGGGAGGGGACGAGCCAGACGAGUUCCUGCAGAUCAAGAGCCUUGUCCUGGAUGGACCCGCUGCCCUCGAUGGCAAAAUGGAGACAGGUGAUGUUAUUGUGAGCGUCAACGACACAUGCGUGCUCGGCUACACCCAUGCCCAAGUUGUGAAGAUCUUCCAGUCCAUCCCCAUCGGCUCCAUGGUCAAUUUGGAGCUGUGCCGUGGUUACCCGCUGCCUUUUGACCCCGAUGACCCCAACACUAGCCUGGUUACCUCAGUGGCGAUUCUCGACAACAAAGAGCCCAUCAUAGUCAAUGGCCAAGAGGCCUCCAACAGCUACGACUCGCCAUCCAGCCACGGCAGUCAGAACAACAACAACGGCUCGACCAACGGAGGGGCACCUCUCAACGGCCUCCCCCGAGCCCACAGCCCCUCGGCAGAGGUGGCCUCUGAUACCUCUUCCCAGCACGGUUACCCCAGCGACGUGGUCACCCUGGCCUCAUCCAUCGCAACACAACCAGAGCUCAUCACUGUACACAUGGAAAAAGGAGACAAGGGCUUUGGCUUCACCAUCGCCGACAGUCCCGGAGGCGGAGGACAGAGAGUGAAGCAGAUUGUUGAUUACCCACGCUGCCGCGGCCUCAAGGAGGGAGACAUCAUCGUGGAGGUCAACAAGAGAAACGUGCAGAGUAUGUCUCACAACCAGGUGGUCGACCUGCUCAGCAAGUGUCCUAAAGGCAGUGAGGUCACCAUGCUGGUGCAGAGAGGGGUGGCACCUGCAAAGAAGAGCCCCAAACUGGAUGCCUUUGAGCUGGCUCCUCCGUACAGAGAUUACAGUAGGAGGCAGUUGUCGAGAAAGGACAGUCAGAACAGCUCCCAGCAUAGCGUUUCGAGCCACCGGAGUGCCCACACAGACUCGCCCGUGCACCCGUCCCUGGCGCCCCCUCUCAGCGAGAGCAUCGCUCCCCCACCCCCCUCUCAGCCCCUGCCAGGCCUGCCGCCCCAGGACUCCCCAGCAGACGGGACCAUCCAAAGAAAACCGGACCCCUUUAAGAUCUGGGCCCAGUCCAGGAGCAUGUAUGAAAGUAGGCUUCCAGACUUCCAAGAGCAGGACAUUUUCCUGUGGAGGAAGGACACAGGGUUUGGCUUCAGGAUCCUCGGAGGCAAUGAGCCAGGAGAGCCGAUCUACAUCGGCCACAUAGUGAAGUAUGGCGCGGCGGACGAGGAUGGACGUCUGCGAUCCGGAGAUGAACUGAUAUGCGUGGACGGCACAGCGGUGGUGGGCAAGUCUCACCAACUGGUGGUGCAACUGAUGCAGCAGGCUGCCAAGCAGGGCCACGUCAACCUCACUGUGCGGCGCAAAACCAACUACGCCGAGGUUAAAGCAGAGGGAGACGUGCCUCCAUCGCCGGCAUCCUCCCACCACAGCAGCACCCAGGCACCCAGCCUGACAGAGGAGAUCGGGAAACGCACCCCUCAAGGCAGCCAGAACUCCCUUAAUACCGUCAGCUCCGGCAGCGGCUCCACCUCUGGCAUCGGCAGCGGGGGAGGGGGUGGAGGGGCGGGAGGCAGCGGUAAUGCUGUGGUUGCUUCAGCGGUUGCCACCACCUCCUCUCAGCCCCCCAACGUCAUCAACAACGCCCCAUCUGCCUUGCAGCCCUAUGACGUUGAGAUCCGCCGCGGCGAGAACGAAGGAUUUGGUUUCGUCAUCGUCUCCUCUGUGUCGCGGCCUGAAGCUGGCACCACCUUCGCUGGCAAUGCAUGUGUGGCCAUGCCCCACAAAAUAGGCCGCAUCAUCGAGGGGAGCCCAGCAGACCGUUGUGGGAAGCUGAAAGUCGGCGACCGCAUCCUGGCCGUGAACGGGUGCUCCAUCACCAACAAGUCCCACUCUGACAUUGUCAACCUCAUCAAGGAGGCUGGGAACACCGUCACACUACGCAUCAUUCCUGGAGACGAGUCAUCAAAUGCAUCUUUGUUGACCAAUGCAGAGAAGAUUGCCACUAUAACCACCACUCACACACCUCAGCAACAGGCUGCACCUGAGGCCAGGAACAACACCAAACCAAAACAGGAAUCAUUUGAAUUUAAAGCACCACAAGGCCCUCCUCCUCAACCCCCGACACAAGUUUCAUCUCAGGAUGCUGAGUUCUACUCAGUUGACCUGGAGCGAGACAACAAAGGCUUUGGCUUCAGUCUGCGGGGAGGCAGAGAAUACAACAUGGACCUGUACGUGCUGAGGCUAGCUGAGGACGGAGCAGCUGUCCGCAACGGAAAGAUGAGGGUCGGCGAUGAAAUCCUGGAGAUCAAUGGCGAGAGUACCAAGGGCAUGAAGCACGCGCGAGCCAUCGAGCUCAUCAAGAGUGGAGGACGGCGCGUCCAUCUGGUGCUCAAGAGGGGUGAUGGCUCUGUGCCUGAAUAUGACGGCAGCCCCAACGACAGCAGCGCAGCCAACCCAGCCUCAGGGUUACAAAACGCUGCGGAAGUGAGCAUCCUGCCCCCAACCAAUGCGCCAUCGGAGUCAAGCUACCCACCAGAAACCCAACAACCAUCCCGGAGCAAGAAGGAGCCGACCCACCACUCUAGCGGCACCGGCAAGCACCACCAUUCCAACCACCGCCACCGCUCCCCAAACAAGAGAACCAGCACGGGAAAAAGCAAGGGGAAAAAGUCCACAGGGAAGGGCGUGUACAAGCUAUUCAAAAAGAAGGGUGAUAAGGGAAGUGACGGCCACCGGCACCAUUCCAGCGGGCACCACCAUAGUCGCCACCGUUCACCUGACAGGGGACAUGGCCGGUCACGCAGUGCAGAAAACACUCUGGAUAGCCGCCACAGGGGACACCGCCAUGGCCGUUCCCCUGAGAGGCGCCAUGGUCACCACUCUUCCUCUCAUCACCGCCACCGUUCUCCCUACCGCUCUCCUUACCGCUCUCCCUACCGCCACCACUCGCCUCACCGCCACAGGUCCCCCCACCGCUCGCGGCACCACUCCCCCACCAGACGCCGAGCCCACUCCUCAGACCCCUACCGCCGGAACGCCUCCCCAGAGAGACAGAGUCACAACAACGAGAAGCCCACCGUGGACGAGGCAGUAUUGAAGGAGCCACCCAAGACCCCUGAACUCAGCUUCCCUCUCGAAGACAGCAUCCUCCGUGCACCCACGACCCUUGACAGGAGCUCCCUGAGCAGGGACGCCACACUACCGCCGCUGCGCAGGGAGGAGCGCCUGUACGGGGAGGACAGUCUGCUGGCGAGAGCCUCCUCCAUGGAGAGAGCCUACAGGGGGGACAGCCUGCUGAGGGACGUGGCAUCUCGUGGCCAGAGAGAUGCCUUCAGAGACACCACCUUGCCCAGAGUGCGCACCCCUGAGUCAGAUUCAGCCUACAAGAGGUACAGCUCGCUGCUAAGGGGGCGCUCACCUGAGAGAACGGAGAGGAAUGGGCGCUACGCCAGCCGAGGUAGUUCUCCAGAGCCGCAGUACCGAGCCCGCAGCCUGGGACGAGACAUCUCCCCGUUCAGGAGCUCCAGAAGGGACGACUCGGAGGAUGAAGAGGAUGAUGACCAUUUCGUAGCGGCUAAGUUGAGGGAGUACUACAGCAAGACCAACACCAGUCGCACCCUCCCUGAGCCCAGGAAGACCUACAAGGACAACCCCAAAGACCUGAGCAUCUGAAUGGAUGGCUGUCAGCCAAUCACAGCCACUACCCACAAACACCUCAAAGUACUCACUCACAUUACCACUCGGUUCAACAGAAAUGCACCCAGUUGUGAACACACAUACACAGAUACACACACCAGACAACGCACACACACACACACACACACACACACACAUGCACGCACACAUUAUGUAACUAUGUUGAGUUACUAACAAGACAGUGAUUCCAAAAUGACUUUUGAAAGCUGUUUCUUUUUUUUUUCUUUCUUUCUUUCUUCCUUUUUUUAAUUGUAUGUAUUUUUUUUCUUGUUUUUGGUUAAGCAUUCUACAUUUACAGUAACUCAGACUUUUCCAGAAAAUGUAAAACCAUAAAAAACAAUGAUGUGCCUAACAGUUCCAUUAACGAGCAACAUUUUGUUUUUGAUUUGAUAAGUGACGGGCGUUUUGUGCCGCACUGUCAGAUGAUGAAAUGUAUGUACUUUUCCACGAGGAUCCCAUGGAAGUACCACGCACCUGGAUUACUGUAACCGGUGCUCACAAUGAUGCUGUGCAUGUCUUUACCGGUUUUAAUGUCUUCUCUCUCUCGCUCUCUCUAACUCUCUCUCUUUCUUUCUCUUCCGCCUUCAUUCUCUCUCUCUGUAUCUCUCUCUCUCCCCAGUGCCACUGUUUUUUAGACAUUUGACCAGACUAUAGCACAAGCCUGCAUUUGUUUGUAUAUUUUUGACAGUUUGCAGUAUGUGUACAUUCAGAGGUGACCAUUUUAAAUGAAUGAAGGGAAAAUUAAAAGUUAAACUAUGAUGAUGAUGAUGAUGUUAAAAUAAAAUAAU
Messenger RNA from Plectropomus leopardus (leopard coralgrouper), 6498 nucleotides. Lineage: Eukaryota; Metazoa; Chordata; Actinopteri; Perciformes; Serranidae. The record is from RefSeq and is a predicted model, not a curated record.